AGGUCUCAUAAUUCAAAAUCCGUCAAAAAGAAGAGAAUAUUGAAUUCAAAUUUUGAAGAAAAACAAAAGAUUCAAAAACCCUUUUUUUGUGUUGCUAUUUGCAUCCAAUAAUCAAUUUUGUUGAAGAAUCACUUUCCAGUGAACGUUGAUUCUUAUAAAAAAAAAAAAGCGCUUUUGAAGAAGAAUGGAAGUUCCGAAGGAUCAAAUCGCCACUCUUCUCGAAAAUGGACUCUACAACUCCGCCCAGAUCCUCGGUUGUUUUCUUGUUUCUUCACCUGCUGCAAAUGCUGAAUCUUCUCCUCACCUCAAAAUUGAAAGCUUGGUGCUACUUGGUGAUUCAUUCUACCGCGAAAGAGAGUACCGUAGAGCCAUUCACACAUAUAAACAAGCUUUACAGUACUACAAGAUGAUUCCCAAACAGAGCAUGUCAUCUGCUCGGAGUUCAUUAUCGUCAAAUAGGUCUUCUUCUCCGAAUUCCUGCAAUACAUCAGUAAUCAAUGAAAAUGAGGUGAAGUUCAAAAUUGCAUCAUGUCAUUGUUUUCUAAAUGAGAACAAAGCAGCUCUAGUUGAGAUGGAAGGAAUUCCAAGCAAAGCUAGAAAUUUGCCGAUGAAUUUGUUAUUAGGAAAGCUAUAUCGAAUUUCUAGACAUAGUCGAGCUGCUGUUGCUAUUUACAAAGAAUGCCUAAGACAUUGCCCUUUUAUACUUGAGGCUAUCACCGCUUUAUCAGAAAUGGGAUCUACUGCAAAAGACAUCAUUUCAUUGUUUCCGCAGACUCCAAAUAGAAGUGUGAGGGCUCCAUUUGAUCCUACUGACUCAAGUCGUUGGCUUCAACGCUACGUUGAAGCUCAGUGUUGCAUCUCAUCAAAUGAUUACAAAGGUGGCUUGGAACUAUUUGCUGAUCUUUUGCAGCGUUUCCCUAAUAAUACACACUUAAUACUUGAGAUUGCAAAGGUUGAAGCUAUUAUUGGAAAGAAUGAAGAGGCCAUUACGAAUUUUGAAAAGGCUCGAUCAAUUGAUCCAUACAUCAUAACAUAUAUGGAUGAGUAUGCAAUGCUUCUAAAGCUAAAGUCUGAUUAUUCUAAGCUGAACAAGUUAGUGCAUGAUUUGUUGAAUAUUGAUCCUGCAAGACCAGAGGUUUUUGUGGCUCUAUCUGUUUUAUGGGAAAGGAAAGAUGAGAAAAGGGCAUUAUCGUAUGCUGAACAGAGUAUUCGAAUUGACGAGAGGCAUAUACCAGGGUACAUAGUGAAGGGAAAUUUAUUAUUGACAAUGAAACGGCCGGAAGCAGCCGUGUCUGCCUUUAGAGGAGCCCAAGAAUUGAGACCUGAUAUACGCACAUACCAAGGUUUGGUUCAUACAUAUUUGGCGCUUUUUAAGAUCAAAGAGGCUUUAUAUGCUUCUAGAGAGGCAAUGAAAGCGAUGCCUCAAUCUGCAAAGGCUUUAAAAUUAGUAGGUGAUGUGCAUGCCAGUAAUUCUGGUGGGAGAGAAAAGGCGAAAAAGUUCUAUGAGUCUGCGUUAAGGCUGGAACCUGGUUACCUUGGUGCUGCACUAGCUUUGGCUGAGCUCCAUGUUAUCGAGGGUCGAAAUGGAGAUGCCGUGUCGCUGCUUGAGCGAUAUCUUAAAGACUGGGCUGAUGACUCUCUUCAUGUGAAAUUAGCACAAGUUUUUGCUGCCACAAAUAUGCUGUCGGAAGCUUUGUCGCAUUAUCAGGCUGCAUUAAGGUUAAACCCCCAGAAUGAAGCAGCAAAACGGGGUUUAGAGCGUUUAGAGAAGCAAAUGAAGGGUGUAGAUCCUGAUGCACCUGAAGAAGAUGAAGACAAUGAUGUUGAAGAUGGUGAUGGAGAUCAAGACGAGACUGAACUUCUAUGAGUAUCGGUAUCCAAACGAAGGGAAAAGUACCCUUGGAAAUAGUAUAUAUUGUUUUGAGAUGGCCUUAGCAGUAGGGUGAAAUGAGAAUUACCUUGGUGGCCUAUGAGGAAGGUUUUCACUGUCUUAGCAAGAGUUCACAUCUAAAAACAAGGAAUUUAAUUAUCGACAACUGUUGCAUCUGGUGACCGUAUUAACAUGGAAUGCAUGGAUUAGAUGCUGCAAUUCUCAUUUAUUGAGUGAGUGGUUUGGUUGGACUAUGGUCAGAAUGUUGGAAGUUCAAGCUGGCGAGUUCAAAUAUGUAUUAUUAAGCUCAAGCUGGAGGCUGUGUUAUCUCUAUUGUAAGAUUAUUUCUGUGCUCCUGGUUAUAUAUUUGUAAGAUAUAUGUUAACCAAUGUUUGGUCACAAGUUCAGAUGCAGUGUAAAAUUACAAUUUUUGUUUCUCUAGUCUUGUAAAACAAUUGCUUACUUUAAUUGUUUUCAUCACGAGUCAAAUUACGAUUCUUGUUUUGAUUAAGAGCCAAUUAAGAUUCUAUCCAUA
This is a messenger RNA of Medicago truncatula (barrel medic), 2405 nucleotides long. RefSeq names its product anaphase-promoting complex subunit 7. Lineage: Eukaryota; Viridiplantae; Streptophyta; Magnoliopsida; Fabales; Fabaceae. Bases 185 to 1867 code for a protein of 560 amino acids. Gene Ontology annotation, molecular function: protein binding. Gene Ontology annotation, biological process: protein ubiquitination; cell division; positive regulation of mitotic metaphase/anaphase transition. Gene Ontology annotation, cellular component: anaphase-promoting complex. The record is from RefSeq and is a predicted model, not a curated record. The transcript is spliced from 18 exons.